Messenger RNA from Lytechinus pictus (painted urchin), 3343 nucleotides. Its product is annotated as periodic tryptophan protein 1 homolog. Gene Ontology annotation, molecular function: protein binding. Lineage: Eukaryota; Metazoa; Echinodermata; Echinoidea; Temnopleuroida; Toxopneustidae. Gene Ontology annotation, cellular component: nucleus. The coding region runs from base 138 to 1727 and encodes 529 amino acids. The record is from RefSeq and is a predicted model, not a curated record. Gene Ontology annotation, biological process: rRNA processing. The transcript has 13 exons.
GUAGAAUGUGAUAAAAAAAAAUUAUCGAAGAUACCAUACGCGCGAGCAGCUAGCUCAUCACGAGACACAUGCACUCAGUGCAGUGGACACAUGUGACAACUGCGAGUGCGAAUGCGCAUUUGUAGAGAGAAGGAAAGAUGGCGAGUGCUAUAGUGACAAGUUUGAGCUGGGUCAGGCGAGGAGUGGCUAAGGCAGUUCCUGACAAGGUAGAGCUAUCGAAGGAUGAACUCAAGUUAUUGAUUGAACAAGGCCAGAGGUCAUUGGAAGAUCUCAGUCUGAACGACGACGAUGGAGAUGGAGAUGGAGCCGCAGCCGGGAACGAAGGAGAUGGAGAAUGGGAGGAUGUUGAGGAGACUGAAGGAGUACAACAAGGAGAUGCGGUCGAUAGGUUGUACAAGAUGGACGACUAUGACGGAGAGCCUGAUAUUCCCGAUGUACACGGCUCAGGAUUUCACAACUUUGCCGUCUACGCAGAUAAUAAUGAUGAUCCUUAUAUUACACUCAAAGAAGACAGAGAGGAGAAUGAUGAGAGAGAAGACACAAAUAUCAAACCUACUGACAACAUGAUUGUUAUAGGGAAGGCAUUGGAGGACUUUACUAAUCUAGAGAUUUAUGUGUACAAUGAGGAAGAAGGUGUUUUGUACGUUCAUCAUGAUGUUCUACUGCCGUCAUUUCCUCUUGCUCUGGAAUGGUUGAACUUUGACCCCUUAGAACAACAACCAGGUAACCUAUUAGCAGUUGGUAGUAUGACACCUGUGAUUGAUGUAUGGGAUCUUGAUAUCAUGAAUGCUGUGGAGCCGGCUUUCACCCUCGGCAAGAAGAAAAAGAAGAAAUCAAAACAGAAACCUACUGCUCCAACGAUUGAUGGCCAUAUUGAUGCUGUUCUUGAUCUGUCCUGGAACCAUCACCUUGGUCAUGGUUUGGCGAGCGCAUCGGCUGAUGAAUCAAUCUUACUAUGGGAUAUGAACCAGAGCAAGGCCAUAUCAAUGCUCCAGAAACACACAGAUAAGGUUCAAACCAUCGAGUGGCAUCCAUUUGAAAUGCAGUCAUUGUUGAGUGGUGGGUUUGAUGGGAGGAUUAAUGUAUACGAUUGCCGUAGUGACGAUAGCUUUAAGACUUGGUCCGUUGAUGGCGAGAUUGAACGGGUAUUAUGGAAUCACUUUCAACCGUAUAACUUCCUGGCAAGCUCGGACAAGGGUUUUGUGUAUAACUACGACAUCCGUACCGACAAGCCCUUGUUCACGUUACAUGCUCAUGAGAAAGCAACGACAGGUAUCUCCUUGAGUUAUACCGUUCCUGAUCUUCUAGUGACUUGCUCAGCAGAUAACUCGUAUAAAGUUUGGGACACACAGGAUAACAAGCCAGCUCUGGUGGUAUCUAAAGACCCUAAAAUGGGUAUCAUAAACAACGCCCUCUUUUGUCCCGAUUCUCCAUUCCUUGUGGCCAUGGGAGGCGAGAGGGACAGUCUACGUCUCAUGGAUCUAUCCCAGCAUGCACCAGUUGUGAAGCGAUUUGGAGAGCGGCAGAAAGAUCCCGUCAUACCACACCCUUCGGAGUUGGUGCACAGAGGUCAAAGGUCACAAGGGGUCGAGAGCGAAGAAGCUGCAGCGGAGGCGGACUCCAUGGAGACAGGAUCGGAAGCAUCGUCAUCGACGACAUCGUCGGCGUCAAAGAGCGCAAAGAGGAAAAAGAAGAAGAAGAAGAAGAACAAAGAGCCAAGUGACUGAAGUUGGGCUUAUUCAUUUUAGAUGAAUCAUGAACUAUUUAAUAAAAGACACUUGCUUAAAUGACCACAGUGAAACUAUUUCAGUUGUCACCACUACAUGAGGUUUACGUGUGCUUGGCUUACAAGCAGAUGUUCUUAUCCUAACUACUGGCCGCACAGAAGCGUUAGUGCAAACAGAGUGCCAACUGUGCAGUAGGCUCCGUCACAUCUUUCGGAUUGCGAUGUCAAACGUUGAUCAAAGACGUAAAUAACACGUUGUUGUCACAUUGGGCAUCGCCGCAACAUUACCGCUGGUAACAGGGCCUCUGUUCGCGCUAACAAAUUUUCUCUGCGACCGGAACAUGGAGCUGUCCUGUUGCUACUUCGCUGUGUGGACCAGGCCGAUCUCCCCUGGGAAGUUGUUGGGCAGGUGAUGGGUCGGGUACACAGCUGAUACAAUAGCAUGCUGGUUAUCACCCGUUGGUAGCGACCAUGUGAAGUUGUUGAACGCCAUGGUUGAACGUUCUACCGCAAAUCACGUUCAAUAUUAUUCGUUAAGAUUCUGCAAUGAUUUUUAAUGAAAAUUUCUUCAAUAGCCCAUAUACUUACAAUGAAAUUAAUGCCAGUAUCAUGAUGUGAUUUUUAUGACCAUAUUUUAAAGACAAAGUUUCUUCAAUUGAUUGAACCCCCUGCCUUAAAAAUUGACUAUUCCAAACUCCAGUUGAAUCACUCUUGACAUUUCAUUGGUCGAUUUACUUGGUGAUUGUUAAUUAUUCAUGAGAACAUGUAUAUUCAUUAGUGAAUAUAUAAUUGAGCUCAGAUGUUUCGCCUGGUAUACUAUCGACAAACCAAGAGCAGUCGCCAAGGCCUGAUCAUGAGGCUACUUACUACAUAGCUUCAUAUUUUUAUACAUGAUUACAUUAAUUAUUAUGCGCAAUCUAGCAUACAAAGCAAUUGUAUGAUUAAUUACUUUAAUUAAUUCAUCUUUGUGUCACGACCCCCUGAACUGUUUUGAGCUCCAGGAUUGCAAGGUUUGCCCUCACCUAUUAAACUACCGGUAUUUCUUUGCUGUACCCAUAUAGUGUGUAACGCCAUCUUGUGUCCAUAACCUUACAUUUACCAAUUUGCUACUCUGUUCCUGUGAAAACAUAAGCUAGAUAGCUUGUUAAUUCAUUACUCAAUGGAGGAAGAAAUAAAGACUUGUUUGCCCUCUUCUUGUUGAAUUGCUCACCAAAAUGCCCUGCCCCAUCUAAUAACAUGGGUCUGGUCACUGAUACGGAUGCUUUCUCUGCAUACUCACGCUUGAACCAAAUUUUGAGGUUGGGGAGGGGGGGGGGGGGGGUUCCACAAAGUGUUCAGUCUGAAUAAUUGUGAUUUUUGUGACUUGUAUCUUUGUGAAAAACUUUCUUGGUAUGUAGCCUCUCACUCCGCCCCUAUACUCUCUCAAUAGGGAUUUUUGUUAAAUAUAUUUAUUAUACAUAAAUGUAAUCAUAAAAUACUUUCCUACCCCUUUACCCAUUCAAGUACUUUCAUAUACUGCAAAAAUAUAUAUAUCUUUUAUGGCUAUUACCCUGAAAACUGACAUUCGAGUGGUGGAAAUGUACUACAUCAAAUAAACAUGAUUUUAUUUACAUGCAA